AUGGAUAUCGAAGACUGUCCGUUGGGUACCGACAUUGUUCGGAUAGGACUCAAGAAGGAGAGGAAACAAGUUGCAGAGACUAUUGCAGGAUAUACCCAAGGAGCAACCAUUCUCUUGCGCGAAUCGACGCAACGCAUACCAAAGUCCGAGUUCGAUGAGAGCAAAUACACCGAUUCCGAUGACGUUAUAUUGAAGAAAGACCAUCCAGAUUACGUCGAAGAAAAGCGAUACGUGAGAGAUCACAAUGGAUAUGUGGUUGAGUGGGUAGACGACUUUGAGCUCCGAACCAAGGCCGGCGCGUUCUUCCAAAACAAUAAUUCCAUCCUCUCCGGCUUCACCGAGUUCAUGCGCCAAAACGUGCAUCCAAAGGAACAAAAAGAAGGCGAAAAGCCCAUCAAAUAUCUCAUUGAUGCCUAUUCCGGCUGUGGAUUGUUCACAGUAACACUUUCCAAAAUGUUCAAGUCAUCUCUUGGUAUCGACAUCGAUGUGCACUCGAUCGAAAAUGCACGAGAAAACGCCAAAUACAACAACCUCCCCAACACCGGUUUCACAGCCGCCGACGCAACCGUACUUUUCCAAAAGGUCCCCUAUCCGCCCGACGAGACAUUGAUCGUCAUCGACCCUCCACGCAAGGGUUGCAGCAAGGAUUUCUUGAGACAAUUACUCGAAUACGGCCCUCGACGUAUUGCCUACGUGAGCUGUAAUGUGCAUACUCAAGCUCGUGAUGUUGGUUAUCUGGUUCAGAACGAUUCGCCGAAUGGUGUCCGAUAUGAUAUUGAGAGCGUUAGAGGGUUUGAUUUUUUCCCUCAGACGGGUCAUGUAGAAGGGUUGGCGAUUUUGAAUAAGGUGGUGAAAACCCCUGAUGCUACUGCUCCAUCUACUGAGUCGAAGACUGAGAAUGUUGCCGCCGUUUCUGUUGAGAAGGAGGUUUGA
Messenger RNA from Talaromyces marneffei, 933 nucleotides. RefSeq lists its product as uncharacterized. The transcript has a single exon. Lineage: Eukaryota; Fungi; Ascomycota; Eurotiomycetes; Eurotiales; Trichocomaceae. Gene Ontology annotation, biological process: RNA processing. Bases 1 to 933 code for a protein of 310 amino acids. The record is from RefSeq and is a predicted model, not a curated record.